AGCAUCGACCACAUUUAGCACUUCUACCAGAAUGACAAUCUCGCUGAUCCUCGCAGCACUUUUCGCCUACCUCUGUGUGAGGCCCAUACUCUCCUACCUCUACGAUGCCAAAGGUCUUCGCAGAUACCCCAACGUAAACUUCCUAGCCGGAUUCACCAGCCUCGCCUAUGUCUGGGAGCGCAGGCGCAGCUUCCGAACCCGACACCUCUAUCUCCACCACCAACGCCACCCCAUCCUCCGUCUCGGACCCAACACCCUUUCCUUCGCCGAUCCGGGCGCGAUCAAAGAUAUCUAUGGCCACGGCACCCCUUGUCGGAAAGACGACAUUUAUACGUUGACAGUAGGCAGCCAUGCCCACAUUCUCAACGUGCUGGAUCGAGAUGAUCACGCACGCAAGCGCCGCAUGUUGUCGCACGCCUUUGCGACUCGCAAUCUCGAGCACUGGGAGUUCAAGAUCAGCGACAAGAUCAACAAACUCAUCGCCCAGCUAGACCGGCGAUGCACAUUGCCCUUGUCUGUUGGCAAGCAGGUCAGAGCUUCCGAUCUAACCGUCAAUUUUCGCUUGUGGUCAAAUCUGUUCACCAUUGAUGCUCUUGCCGAUAUUGCUUUGAGCGAACAGCUCGGGAUGCUAGAUUCGGGUACGGAUACAAUCCAGGUUGAUGGUCGCGAUGGCAAUCUCAGCUAUAUUGACAGCUUGCGUGGUGGGAAUAAUGUAUUAUCGCACUUUGUCGGUGCGACGGAGUGGUUCUCGCUUUUCAAGACCGUCUCGGGGUUCUUUUCUCCGCGUUCGCGCAAACAAUGGGAACAUGGUAGGAAUUUUGGUAGGAUUGCUAGUGCCUUGGCAGACAAAAGGCUACAAAGGCACGACCGUGGCGACCGGCUGAGUGAUCUUUUUGCGUGUUUGAUUGAGGACAAGGCGGGGGAAGCCCGCUGCCUUGAUCGUGGAGAGAUUGAAGCCGAGACGAACCUUCUUCUUGAUGCCGGCUCCGAUACGACAGCAAUAGCUUUGACUCACGCCCUAUACCACCUUCUCAAGAACCCGCAUUGCUUGGCCAAGCUCAGGGCAGAGGUGAACGAAGCGCUGUCCGGAGACACCAUCGCCUCAUAUGCCAAGGUGAAACACCUGCCAUAUUUGAAAGCAUGUCUAGAGGAAUCACUGCGCCUCUUACCCCCCGUGUCAAGAGGCCUCGAACGAAGAACUCCCCCGGAGGGUAUGCAGAUCCUGGGGCAAAUGAUUCCCGGUGAUGUUGCAGUGUCCGUUCCAACAUAUAUUGUCCAUCGGGAUCCAUCCCUCUUCCCAGACCCCAACGUAUACCGUCCCGAAAGAUGGCUGGAGAACGGUGAACAGGCAAAGCAAAUGCGGGAGGCGUUCAUACCCUUUAGUUCGGGCGCCCGCGGAUGCAUUGGAAGAAAUAUUACAAUGAUGGAGCAGCAGAUUUUCAUCGCCACGUUGGUGCAUCGAUAUAAUUUCGCAUUACCGUCACCGGAUUGGACGCUCGACUGGCAGGAAGCAUUUCUUCUGUGGCCUAGUCAAAUGCCACUGAAGAUCUGGAGCAUCGAUGAUUGAGAGCCCAGGGAGAGGUUGGAACAUAUAGAUUUGAU
Messenger RNA from Aspergillus ibericus CBS 121593, 1602 nucleotides. RefSeq names its product cytochrome P450. NCBI's taxonomy places the organism in Eukaryota, Fungi, Ascomycota, Eurotiomycetes, Eurotiales, Aspergillaceae. Bases 32 to 1567 code for a protein of 511 amino acids. The record is from RefSeq and is a predicted model, not a curated record. The transcript has 2 exons. Gene Ontology annotation, molecular function: heme binding; monooxygenase activity; oxidoreductase activity, acting on paired donors, with incorporation or reduction of molecular oxygen.